ACAAUGUAAUUCUCACUUGUCUUUGGUUUGGAUAUGGUAAACCUGAAAUGAGUGUAUCGUUAGAAAUUUUUUUAAAAAAUGAAUAAACUUUCGACCACUGGGAUCUUAUGCGAAAUAAAAAAUGAAGAGAUUUACAUAAAAUUCUUUAUAUUGGUUGCUUGCGUGAAUACCAUUGCUCGAGCACCAAUGAAUGGAACACAGCAAUUCAACGCAAGAUGUUGUUGUGAUUGGUGCACACAAGAAGGUUCAUAUUUUGAAGGAAGUAUACGUUAUCCGUACGUAACGCCAUUACCGCUGGAAAGAACUUCAGAAAAUACUAUUGCAUUUGCAAAAGAAGCUUUAAACUCAGGACAUCCUGUUUUUGGUGUCAAAAGCGCUUCUCCACUAUUGCUUUUGAAAAGUUUUGACAUAAUAAGAGAAUUUACGCCAGACUAUAUGCACUGUGUCUUAGCUGGAGUAGUAACACAACUUACUGAUUCUAUUUUGUGUGAUUUAUUUAAUAGCGACAUCGAAAAAAAUCGAUCAAUUGCUACUAAACAUUAAGGUACCAAACAAAUUAUGUCGUUUAACUAGAUCACUAAAAGAUAGACGUAAUUGGAAAGCCUGAGAAUGGAAAAAUUGGCUACUUUACUACAGUGUGCCUGCUUUUAAUGCAGUAAUGAAAAAUAAAAAUAAAUUAAGACAUUGGUUGCUGCUGAUUCAAGAACUAUACCCAUUAAAAUCAAUGACAUACUAUGUGCACCAAUUAUUACAUAUAACAAAAAAUAUCAACGAUUGGGGACCAUUGUGGGCGCACACAGCAUUUUAUUUUGAAGCAGCUAAUCACAAUUUACUAACUGCGAUUCAUUCUUCAAGAGGUGUUAUAUUACACAUUUUAAGAUACACAAAUCUUCGACAACAUGCACAAAUUUUAGAAGAAAUUGUAUAUCCAGACUGUUCACCUUGCAUAAAAUACUAUUGCGAAAACAUACUUCAAUCAAAAAGUCAAAAAAUCUACAAAAUUUCUGAGAUAACUUAUUUUGGUAAAGGCAAAAGUAUAGAUCAACGACUACUUAAUCAGUUAAAUGUAUCACCAAGAACAAAUUUAUUUCAAAAAUUGUCCUAAAUAAUUGUUUGUACCAGACAUCUAAUCAAAUUAAUCGACGAUCUUGUAAUUAUUUUGUUAAAUGUGCCAUUUUUCAAAAUAAAUCAUUUUCUUGUAGAUUCAGUAAAUAAAACAGAACUAACAGUUUGUCAGGUAGUAAAAACUAAA
Nasonia vitripennis (jewel wasp) is the source of this 1252-nucleotide messenger RNA. RefSeq lists its product as uncharacterized. Bases 659 to 1105 code for a protein of 148 amino acids. Lineage: Eukaryota; Metazoa; Arthropoda; Insecta; Hymenoptera; Pteromalidae. The record is from RefSeq and is a predicted model, not a curated record. The transcript is spliced from 2 exons.